CUCACUGUUACAGGAAAGAGGAGUCAGAAAAAAAAAAAUUCCCUCCGUUGCAGUGCUUAUAAAUUAAAGCCUAGCCCCGCCUUUCCAUCCUAUCGAGGAAAAAAAAGAGAGAGAAAUCGCAUUGCGACUCUGGCAUGGCACUUUCUGGACAACGAAAAUAACCGCCGUCUCUAGUCUCUCACCCACUGCCCUGUCACCAAUCAACCCUCCCCCUAAACACUUCCCUCACUCCUAAUUUCGCACUGCUGUCGUUGCUUCCAGCUGUUGCUAUUGCCGUUGUUUUUUUGUUGCUGUCAACGCCGCGAUCAAGCUCUUAAUCUUAUAGCGUGAAGAAAUGGAUACCCAAACAACCGUCUUGGCGUCGCGCCAGUCCGGCCGGAGCUCCGAGAGCAGCUCCCUGGACGCUAUUGAGAAGCAGAAGCUCGCCAACAAGGAGCUUCCCCAAACUCGCCCUGAUCUGCACAAUUCGGCGUCGCCCAAGCGAUGGAAGACCUUUUGGAAGGCCUUCCGGUAUCUGAACAACCUCACCCCCAAGCAGGUCGAUGACUUCAUGGCAUCCUACGUCAUCUACAAUCUCGACUGGUCUGACGAGAAAGCGAUGAUUGAGACGCUAGGUCCGGACUAUCAGGCAAAGGUUGGCGACUGCCUCAAGGCGUACUAUGGAGUGCUCAACCACCUGUGCGCGCUGGGCGACGUGGAGAAGAUGUACAUCCCCCCAUUUAUGAGCAAGAAGGCGACCGUGCUGGAGAACCAGUUGUUGUACGAGGAAUCGAUUGCGCAGGAUAUCGGCCUUAGCGCCGGCGAUCACGUGUUGGACCUGGGUUGCGGUCGCGGAAGAGUGGCCGCGCACAUGACGCAAUACUCCGGCGCGAAGGUCACGGGACUCAACAUCGAUCCUAAUCAGAUCGGCCAGGCUAAGACUUACAAUGAGAAGCUCGGCUUCGCCAACAAUUCAUUCGUCGUCCAGGACUUCAACAAUCUUCCCCUGCCCUUUGAGGAUGCUAGCUUCGACGCUUUCUACCAGAUCCAAGCCCUCAGUCUGUGCAAAGACCUUCCCUCCCUCUUCCGCGAAAUUUACCGGGUCGUCAAGCCCGGCGCCAAGAUCUCCCUCCUCGAUUGGGUUAGCCUGCCCGACUACGAUCCGAGCAACCCCGAGCAUACCGAACUCAUGCGUCGCGUAAAGCCUUUGAUCGGUGCUGUUGGCACUCCCACCCCCGAAAGUCUCGAGAAGGCCCUUACCGAUGCCGGCUUUUCUGUCGUCCGCUCUGACAAUGCCAGUGUUGGAGGUCUGCAGGCGCCCCUCAUUGACAAGGUUGACUUCUACUUCCGCUCCAUGCGCCAGGUCAUUUUGGGACUGGUCAAGACCCACGUGUUGCCCCGCCACUUCAAGACCCUGAUCAACCGCUUGUGUCUCGACGGCGAGGCUUUCAUCAAGAUGGAUACUAUGCGACUCGUGACAACCAGUUAUCGCAUCAUCGCCCAGAAGCCUCUUCAAUAAACUACACACACUAAGAACAGGACUGGGUAAAGGGAAUCGGUCAUUUGCUGCACAUCGAGGAUUCAUCCACGCGGAAAAGGGUCACCGCCCUUGCAUCCAGGAAGCAGACUAUUGUUUGUGGGCUGGGGUUUCCAUGAGACCCCGACGAUGAUAGCUGGAUGGGACGCUUCCACACAUGCAGUAUUCCGCGACUGGAUAUUUCACACGUCUAACACGUCUCUCUUCGCGAUAUGCUGAUGACAUGAGCAUGUCACUCAACUUUGGCACAUAUGAGUCAGUCGCGUCGAGUUGAUCGCCGCAUCUUUCCUGGUCCUGUGGCCACGGCGUGUUUCUGUCCAUAAA
This is a messenger RNA of Aspergillus vadensis CBS 113365, 1840 nucleotides long. RefSeq names its product class I SAM-dependent methyltransferase. Gene Ontology annotation, molecular function: sterol 24-C-methyltransferase activity. Gene Ontology annotation, cellular component: endoplasmic reticulum. The transcript has a single exon. The record is from RefSeq and is a predicted model, not a curated record. Gene Ontology annotation, biological process: ergosterol biosynthetic process. Bases 335 to 1498 code for a protein of 387 amino acids. Lineage: Eukaryota; Fungi; Ascomycota; Eurotiomycetes; Eurotiales; Aspergillaceae.